Messenger RNA from Oryza brachyantha (malo sina), 3910 nucleotides. RefSeq names its product protein TPR1. Gene Ontology annotation, biological process: regulation of DNA-templated transcription. Gene Ontology annotation, molecular function: protein binding. NCBI's taxonomy places the organism in Eukaryota, Viridiplantae, Streptophyta, Magnoliopsida, Poales, Poaceae. The transcript has 25 exons. The record is from RefSeq and is a predicted model, not a curated record. Bases 203 to 3589 code for a protein of 1128 amino acids.
UCUCUCUCUCUCUCUUCACGAGAGCGAGCGGGGGCGGCGACGACGGGGAAACCCUAGAAUUCGUCGCCGGCGGAGGCGCGGUAUCGGGUGGGUGGCACGCGCGUCUCGUGUGCGUGGGUAGGGGCGGCUGACGUGAAGGCCCCCCCGCGGCAGAUCGGAGUCGGGAGGUGGGGGGGUUUCGCCGGCGGCGGGGGCGGGCGCCAUGUCGUCGCUCAGCCGGGAGCUCGUGUUCCUCAUCCUGCAGUUCCUCGAUGAGGAGAAGUUCAAGGAGACCGUGCACAAGCUUGAGCAAGAGUCAGGGUUCUUCUUCAACAUGAAGUACUUUGAAGAGAAGGUCCAUGCUGGGGAGUGGGAUGAAGUGGAGAAAUAUCUUUCAGGUUUCACCAAGGUUGAUGACAAUAGGUAUUCUAUGAAGAUCUUCUUUGAGAUCAGAAAGCAAAAGUAUUUGGAAGCACUUGACAGGCAUGAUAGAGCAAAGGCAGUAGAUAUUCUUGUUAAAGAUCUUAAAGUCUUUUCGACAUUCAAUGAGGAGUUAUAUAAAGAGAUAACACAGCUUCUAACUCUUGAGAAUUUCAGGGAAAAUGAACAGUUGUCUAAGUACGGGGAUACCAAAUCUGCUCGCAGUAUAAUGCUUAUUGAGCUCAAAAAACUUAUUGAAGCAAACCCCCUUUUCCGUGAAAAGCUUGUUUUCCCAACUCUCAAGGCAUCACGCCUGCGGACUUUAAUCAACCAAAGCUUGAACUGGCAGCAUCAGCUUUGCAAGAAUCCUAGGCCAAAUCCAGAUAUCAAGACUUUGUUCACUGAUCAUACCUGCACUCCGCCAAAUGGAGCUCGUGCUUCACCAGUUUCUGUACCACUGGCAGCGGUUCCAAAGGCCGGUGCCACAUACCAACCACUCACAGCUCAUACUCCGUUCCAAACUCCUGCUGGUCCAUCUUUAGCUGGUUGGAUGACAAAUGCUGCUACUGCUGCUACAUCAUCUGUUCCAUCUGCUGUUGUGGCAGCAUCACCACUACCUGUUGCACCAAAUCAAGCUGUCCCAAUCUUGAAACGCCCAACUAUAACAGACUAUCAAAGUGCAGAAUCUGAGCAACUAAUGAAGCGAUUGAGGCCUGCUGGACAUGGUGUUGAUGAGGUCACCUAUUCUGCACCCAUUCCACAACCUUCAUGGUCAGUGGAUGAUCUUCCUAGGACAGUGGCUUGUACAUUGUCACAGGGAUCUAAUGUAACCAGCAUGGAUUUUCAUCCUUCUCGGCAUACAUUACUUCUAGUUGGUUCUGCUAAUGGUGAAAUUACACUUUGGGAGGUUGGUAUGCGUGAGAGGCUGUUUUCAAAGCCCUUCAAAAUUUGGGACGUGCAAGCUUGUACACAACAAUUUCAGAGUGUUGUGGCUAAAGACUCCAACAUAUCCAUUAACCGGGUUGCCUGGAGCCCUGAUGGAGACUUGAUAGGUGUCGCAUUCACAAAACAUUUGAUUCAUCUACAUGCAUACCAACAGCCAAAUGAGACACGGCAAGUUCUAGAGAUCGACGCUCAUUCUGGAGGAGUUAAUGACAUAGCAUUCUCCCGGCCAAAUAAGCAACUUUGUGUUGUCACCUGUGGAGAUGAUAGGCUGAUAAAAGUUUGGGAUAUGCAUGGACAGAAACUGUUUUCUUUUGAAGGGCACGAGGCACCUGUGUACUCCAUCUGCCCUCACCACAAAGAGACUAUUCAGUUUAUCUUCUCAACUUCUCUAGAUGGGAAAAUUAAGGCGUGGCUUUAUGACCAUAUGGGAUCCAGGGUAGAUUAUGACGCUCCUGGAAAAUGGUAUACUACUAUGCUUUAUAGUGCUGAUGGAACUAGGUUGUUCUCAUGUGGAACAAGUAAAGACGGAGAUUCAUAUUUGGUUGAGUGGAAUGAAAGUGAAGGAUCUAUCAAGAGGACAUAUUCUGGGUUUCGUAAAAAGUCAGCUGGUGUAGUGCAGUUUGACACAGCUCAGAAUCACAUUUUGGCGGCUGGUGAAGAUAAUCAGAUUAAGUUCUGGGAUGUUGAUAAUACAACCAUGCUUAGCUCUACUGAAGCUGAUGGAGGCUUACCAGGCCUUCCACGGUUGAGGUUCAAUAAAGAAGGCAAUCUUCUUGCUGUUACUACAAUGGACAAUGGUUUUAAGAUACUUGCAAAUGCUGAUGGACUCAGAACUUUGCGAGCUUUUGGCAAUCGGCCUUUUGAAGCAUUCAGACCACAAUAUGAAGCUUCUUCAAUGAAGGUCUCCGGUGCUCCUGUUGUUGCGACCAUUUCUCCUAAUAUUGGUCGGAUGGAUCACAUAGACAGGAAUUCUCCUGCAAAGCCAUCUCCUAUACUGAAUGGAGGUGAUCCAUCAUCUAGAAGCAUCGAUAUAAAGCCAAGAAUUUCAGAAGAAAGGCCUGAUAAGGCAAAACCCUGGGAGCUGAUGGAGGUUCUAAAUCCCCAACAAUGCCGUGUAGCCACAAUGCCAGAAACUCCAGACCAAACCAGCAAGGUUGUCAGACUUCUGUAUACAAAUUCUGGUGUUGGCUUGCUAGCACUCGGGUCCAAUGCCAUUCAAAGGCUGUGGAAAUGGGCUCGCAAUGAGCAAAAUCCAAGUGGAAAGGCCACAGCCAGUGUAGUGCCACAACAUUGGCAACCAAACAGCGGUCUUGUCAUGCAAAAUGAUACAGCAGAUACUAAUCCUGAGGAGGCAGUCCCAUGCAUCGCACUCUCGAAGAAUGAUUCUUAUGUUAUGUCUGCAUGUGGUGGGAAGGUUUCAUUAUUUAACAUGAUGACAUUUAAGGUGAUGACAACUUUCAUGCCUCCACCUCCAGCAUCUACCUUUUUAGCAUUUCACCCUCAAGACAAUAACAUCAUAGCAAUUGGAAUGGAAGAUUCGACCAUCCAUAUUUACAAUGUCAGGGUAGAUGAGGUCAAAACUAGAUUGAAAGGACAUCAAAGGAGAAUUACUGGUUUGGCCUUCUCGAACAGCCAACAUAUACUUGUGUCUUCAGGGGCCGAUGCACAGCUUUGUGUGUGGGCAACUGAUACUUGGGAAAAGAAAAAAUCUGUUGCUAUUCAAAUGCCAGCUGGGAAAACUCCAUCAGGGGACACUUGGGUCCAGUUCAACUCUGACUGGAGUCGUUUGUUAGUUGUCCAUGAAACUCAACUAGCUAUAUAUGAUGCAUCAAAAAUGGAAAGAAUCUACCAGUGGAUACCUCAGGACGCUUUGUCAGCUCCCAUAUCACAUGCAUCAUACUCACGCAACAGCCAACUGGUUUUUGCUGCAUUUACCGAUGGCAACAUAGGAAUUUUUGAUGUGGAGAACUUGAGAUUAAGAUGCCGAAUCGCACCUCCAGCAUACAUGUCUUCAGCAACCAUAAACAGCAAUCCGUCGGUCUACCCUCUCGUUGUCGCGGCACAUCCACAGGAGCCAAAUCAAUUUGCGGUUGGGCUCUCGGAUGGAUCUGUUAAAGUGAUUGAACCCUUGGAGUCCGAAGGGAAGUGGGGUACAACGCCUCCCACGGAGAAUGGGGUGCCCAACGGCAGGACAUCAACAUCAUCAGCUACUAGCAACCCAGCUGCAGACCAAAUCCAAAGAUAGAUAUGCAUGCCGGCCGGAUCUUCGCUGUAAAUCUUUUUUUUCUUCUUCUAAUCUUUUACAUUGACUUGGUUGUAUGUUGAUGUGACUAGGCUAUUGUUGCAUUUGUUGGAAAGCAAACAGAAAAAAAGGAAGAAUCGUAAGAUCAUGUGUGCUUGUAACAUGUCGGAUGUUAAUUUACCCUAGUUAUGAAAAGAUUAUCUUGUAAUAGGGUUAGUCCAUAAAAUUAGGUUUCCUCAGUAUAACUGGGACAGUCGGAUGCUGUAGCUAUCUUCUCUUAGAUGCUUGUCAAGCAAUACAUAGUUUUUGCUUCCUCAGUGUUCA